GAUAAUAUCAGGACCGAGCAAACAAGCGACCUCUUCAACAAAACUCCUGUCCAUUGCUCUGAUCAGCGGCCAUGCCUGCGACGUUCACUUGUGUCGACUGUGGCAAAGACUUCCGCGAUGCCUCUGCAUUGGAGAGCCACAGCAAGUCAAGGAAAUACGGCCUCGAUCGUCAACCUUCCAGCUGUCCCCAUGGCAUUGGCAACAAGGGCUACGAUUCGGCUGAUCUCAGUCACAUACUAGCCCAAAAGAACGACCGGUACAAAGUCGAUAUGCCGUAUGAUUGGAGUAUCGUGUUUGUUCCUGCCUCGAAGGCUGCCGUCCCGUCGCCGACGGCCUCAAAUGAUGCUGCAGUUGCAGGCGCAGCGGGGGCAACGUUUGGCACAGCACCCGCGACCACGUCCCCGUCUAGCGACCCACCCAUGGAGUGCAGAUGCGCAAUCUGCGAUCUGUCCUUCUGUUCGGACGAUGAACUCAACGCUCAUUACAAGUGGUCUCCCAUACACCCAUUGUGUGGGAAGUGCGGGGAUUACAUUCAAGAUAAGACUGAACUUUCCCGGCAUAUGCAAGUUACGCAUGCGUGUGAUGUAUGUGUCUGCGGCGCGACUGUAAAAAUCGACGACUUGUUCGUGCAUUACAAGAGUUCUUCUUGUCACCCUAAGUGCUCCAGAUGUGGCAUCGCGUUCAGAGAUGGUACUGCGUUGCUCGAGCACGAGAAAACUCGCCACGUUCCUCAACAUUGCGCGCUCUGUGAUCUCUGGUUCGCGACGAUGUCAGAUCUUCAACGGCAUCUCCACACAUGCUUCUUACAUCCGAACUGCCUUGAAUGCCGGAUGGGCUUUGUUGGGAUCGUGGAAUAUCUUGAGCAUCUGGAAGCAGUGCACGAGCGUGCAGAAAUGGGUGAAAAGGCAGAGAGUAAAAAGAAGCAGAAGAAGAAGAAGAAGAAACACUGUGACUACUGUAAUAUAACCUUCGCUGGGAAAUCGGGCUUGAAAAAACACAACUAUGAAACCCCUAAGCACCCGCGCUGCAUCCCCUGCGAGAAGCGCUUCCUCAGAUACGACGACUACAAGAACCAUAUGGCGAGCAAACAUCCUUCCGCUGCGUUACUACCAAGACUUCUCCCUCGUCCGUCGAUGGGGUUGUCUAUGCCAUCUUCCAGCGCGAAAGCAUACGAGUCUCCGAAAGGGGGCGGCUAUCCUGAUACGGAGCUACUAGUACCCGGUCGAGGAACAGUGCAUGUCGACGCGCCUACAACAGUCCCUUGUGCGACUACACCGGAACUCGAGGCUCGCGAGGAAGGAAUUCUGCAUACUGAACCGUCCGCAGAACGUCAAGAUCUCCUUACUAGCGAGGCCAAGGACGUCCAGUCCAUUGCUGUGGCCCGUGAUCUCCCAGAAAUGGUCGGUGCGCCACCGUCGUCUCACAAUGCCAAUUUGGGCUGUAACACGUCGAACAAGACAAUGUCAACAUCAAGUGUUUUGACGGAUAGUCAUCGUCCUGAUGUCGAAGAUGACACGGAGUCACUCAUGUCACCUAACACCCUCUCGUCCACCAGUACGGAGGCGGAUUUCAUUGGCCAAUUUCAUGCUCGACCACACCUUACGAAGUCUACGAUGCAGCGUGAGGCGUCUGAGGAACGUGAAGAGGAGGCUGCCGCCGACGCCUACAUUCAUGUCGACGCUGACGAGCAAUCGACUGAUGUCUACGCGCGGGCGAUUUACGAGCGCCCCGACAGCGUCAUCAGCUAUGUCACCGAAACUGACAUAGAUGUAGAAGAUCUGUCUGUCAGCUCUUCAAUGCGACCACCAGACUCCGUUGUCACUCACGCCUCUUCUGUGUCGAAUGCAAGCGAAGAUCUUGAUUCGACUUUCAGCGCAGCACGGAUCGCGGCCGAAAAGCUUGACCCUCCCGAGAAUACGGGUGUGCCGUCUGUCAGCACAGGGCGCACUCGCGGCUCGAUCUCGUCAGAGUCGAGAGUGUCCGAAGAAGUCUCGAGCGUCACGGCGUCCAUAGCCACCACAGGGCAGUCAGUCCCUACCCCUUCCAAUCCUGCCAUGAGUGUUCCUCUCCGAGGCAGCCACGUAGGCCCGUCCUGGCGCUGUCGAAGCUGCGGAAAGGAUCCAUGCGAGGACCCUACGGCCACCCAAUGCGGGCACAUCUUCUGCCAUAGCUGCAUCGUGAAGGAGAUCGCAGAGAACCUGCAAUGCCCCGUCUGCCACAAGCUCUUCCUUUUGAGGCUUCAUGCGGGAUGAGUUUCUUGCUGGAAGGCCGCAUACAUCGUACGCUUGGUCUUGUCGAUCUCUGUCUGUCUUGUAUCAGGAUACUCUGCAAGAGUAUCCUGGUAUUUGUCAGUGUACGAAUGUCCUGCUCAAUAUCACGCUACAUCGGACCUUGUAAAUCUGAAGUGCUUGUGCUUGCUGUUACUUGUAUUUUGCUCCCGUAAAGCGAUCUGUUGUGUUGUCCGUUCCCUU
This is a messenger RNA of Fomitopsis serialis, 2471 nucleotides long. RefSeq lists its product as uncharacterized. NCBI's taxonomy places the organism in Eukaryota, Fungi, Basidiomycota, Agaricomycetes, Polyporales, Fomitopsidaceae. The transcript is spliced from 12 exons. Bases 72 to 2252 code for a protein of 726 amino acids. Gene Ontology annotation, molecular function: DNA-binding transcription factor activity; RNA polymerase II cis-regulatory region sequence-specific DNA binding. The record is from RefSeq and is a predicted model, not a curated record. Gene Ontology annotation, biological process: regulation of transcription by RNA polymerase II.